Sclerotinia borealis F-4128 is the source of this 1299-nucleotide messenger RNA. The record is from the annotation of a GenBank genome assembly. Lineage: Eukaryota; Fungi; Ascomycota; Leotiomycetes; Helotiales; Sclerotiniaceae.
AUGCCUUCAAUACCAGAAAAUAACACUCAGACUUCAGAAACUAAACCUAUAGCAGGUGUACCCAAUCUCCGAGAUCGUCUCCCAAAAUUAGAACCUCGAAAAAAACGAAAUCCACCGUCAAAUCCUCUUCCUGUCCCUGAAACCCCAGACCUCCCAUCUCCUCCCAAACAGUCAAACUUAAAGUUCUGCAAGCCUUCGAGAAGAAUCCUAUCACCCCAAGAUCAUGAUAUCUUCCUUCAAUCUCCUACUUACAAACUGCUUCUAGCAUUUGUCUUUGGUUUAACAGACUCAGUCAUCGAUGUGCCUGUCUCAUCCAUUACCAAUACCGACCUUAGCUCCACUGUCACGAAUAUCCUCGAGAUAUUAGACAAAGUGGAAGAUGUGGUACGAAGAAGUCCACCGGAAGAACAAGGCGAUUCAAGAUUUGGCAACAAAGGUUUCCGCGAUUUUCUCGAUUUAGCUACGAAAGAGCAAAAUGGAUGGCACAAACAAUUAGGAGUUUCAUCCGACGAAGCAAUCAACGAAGUCUCUACGUACUUUCUACAAGCUUUCGGUAAUCGCACGAGAAUAGAUUAUGGUUCGGGACAUGAGUUGAACUUUAUGAUUUGGUUAUUAUGUCUAUAUCAACUUGGCAUAGUGGCACGUCAAGAUUUCCGUCCUCUGGUUUUGAAAGUCUUCACGCGAUAUUUGGAUCUCAUGAGAAUCAUACAAAAAACAUAUUAUCUAGAGCCAGCAGGUUCGCACGGAGUAUGGGGACUCGAUGAUUAUCAAUUUCUUCCAUUCCUCUUUGGCGCUUCUCAACUUUUACAUCAUCCUCAUAUUCGUCCUUUGUCGAUUCAUCAAAACCUUAUACUUGAAGAAUAUGGCAACGAAUAUUUAUACUUGGGACAAGUCAACUUUGUUAAUAGCGUGAAAAAUGUGGAGGGACUACGAUGGCACAGCCCAAUGUUAGAUGACAUAUCCUCAGCGAAAAACUGGACAAAGGUUGAAGACGGCAUGAGAAGAAUGUUUGUGGCCGAGGUUCUAAAAAAGCUACCCGUCAUGCAACAUUUCCUCUUUGGAUCAUUGAUACCGGCCGAGGAUGGCAUGAGCACAGAGGAUGAAUUCGGAGUUCCCAAUGAAGAUGAUGAUGCGGAGGGAGGAGAAGUAGUGGUUAUGGUGGAUGGAAUGAGACAUGUUCAUCAGAUGAAUAGCUGGGGUGAUUGCUGUGGGAUUAAGGUGCCAAGUAGUGUUGCGGCGGGACAAGAAUUGAAGAAGAGGAUGGGGAAUGAAGGAUUGAGAAGAAUACCCUUUGAUUAA